UGCAAGUUUUAAAACAUAAACAUAACUUGUAAUUCAAAGAAAAUAAACUAAUAAUGGCUGGACGUGGGCGUGGUGGCAAAACAGGCUCGCUCACUGCCGAGCAGAUGCAAGCACUGGGCUGUGUGGGCAAAGAUAUGCCCCAAGUGCAAUCGGCGCCGCCGCCAACAUUUCCCCCGGUGCUCAACAAGCCAAUCACACUUGAAACAACUGCCUCACAGAACUAUCAGCUGCUGUGGAAGGAAGACUUUCUAAACCGCAUGCGGGACUCCCCCUACUACAUCAUUUCAGCCAGUCAAGAGAAACAAAAAUCCAGCGUUAAAGAUUGGCGAGAGAAGGCUCUAGAGCGCCUCAAGAAUAAGGCAGAGCCCGAAUUCAAUUAUAAGGCUAUGCCGCGGGAAGUAAACACAACCAGUCGAAAGAGGCGCGCCGCAGAACCGAGACCCAAACUGGUAGCAAAGAAAACAAACAUUGAGGAUAGACUGAAACAGUUGGAGCAGAAGGAGCUGAAGAGCAGCGGCGACAACGAAAACGAUGAGGUCAAGCAGGAGAGCGACUCGGAGCAUGAGGAUGAGCCCGAAGAUCCUGAGGCGGCGCUUGAUGAUGAAAUGGACGAGGAGAACGAUUAUGCCAACGAUUAUUUUGACAAUGGCGAAGCCUACAACGAGGAGGAUGACAACCUGGACGAUGGUCCCGUAUACUAAGCAAGAAAUAAACUAUUUGAUAAACAGUG
This is a messenger RNA of Drosophila grimshawi, 730 nucleotides long. It is a transcript of the gene Polr3G, whose product is annotated as DNA-directed RNA polymerase III subunit RPC7. Gene Ontology annotation, biological process: transcription by RNA polymerase III. The coding region runs from base 54 to 701 and encodes 215 amino acids. The transcript has 3 exons. The record is from RefSeq and is a predicted model, not a curated record. Gene Ontology annotation, cellular component: RNA polymerase III complex. NCBI's taxonomy places the organism in Eukaryota, Metazoa, Arthropoda, Insecta, Diptera, Drosophilidae.